Messenger RNA from Penicillium argentinense, 1104 nucleotides. RefSeq lists its product as uncharacterized. Gene Ontology annotation, molecular function: DNA-binding transcription factor activity, RNA polymerase II-specific. The record is from RefSeq and is a predicted model, not a curated record. The transcript has a single exon. Gene Ontology annotation, biological process: regulation of transcription by RNA polymerase II. Lineage: Eukaryota; Fungi; Ascomycota; Eurotiomycetes; Eurotiales; Aspergillaceae. Bases 1 to 1104 code for a protein of 367 amino acids.
AUGUCAUUGCACCCGAGGAGAGCCAUGGUCUGGCAGCGGAUUAUCCCUGAACUGGGGACCAAAAAUCGGUAUCUGAUGCAUUUGCUCCUAGCACUGGGUGGCAUCCACAUGAUUACGCAUCAGGCUGAGGCCAACAGUUCCAGCGGCAUUGAAGAUUCAGAUACGGUGGACUUAGCAACCAUCGUGGAACACCAUCAAAGAGGACUGGAAGGCUUCAGAGAAGAGGUAUCCUGCAUCUCUCCGUCCAAUGCUGAACUUGUCUUCACGGGGUCUUUGCUUCUUGUCGGGUUUGCAUUUGCAUCACUGAAGGUUCAGAAGCUUAAUCCACUUACUGGGACUCCCAAGGAGAUGAACAGCGCCGCGGGAAAUCCCUCUUCAACAAAUGACAUCUUACAUCUCAACUGGUUAUACCUCAACCGAGGGAUAUCAUCUGUGAUAAGUGCUCAAUGGCAUGUGUUAAAAGCCAGCAGGCUCCGGCAAAUGGUGGUAUAUCCACAUGGCGAUGAGUUUUGGAAGGAAUUACCGCUCGAUGCACCAUCAUCUCGACUUUCUCAUUGCUCACCCCGGCUAUUCAAAUUUGGUGAAGGCGCCAGCCAAGCAGUCGCCAACCUACAGGCUUCUUUGAAUGUGUUUGAACCUGCUAAGAAUAACUUAUCCAGCUGCUGGACAUCCCAACCUUCACCUUCCAUGACUCUAGACUGGAUUGUGAACGCGCACUCUGGGGCUAUAGAAGUCCUAGACAAGGUAUAUUCGCGCAUCCUCUCCGUAUUGCGGUGUGCAGCAACUGAGAAUUCUGCUGAUCUGGAAAUCCAGCUGGAUUUUGAAGAGGCGGCGAUUCUGUCCUGGCCAGUCCAGCUUCCAAGUCCAUUCUUGGCAUCGCUUGAGAGAAGCGAACAUGACUGCCUUCAUGGACACUCACUUAUAAUCCUUGCUCAUUUCUAUUUGGUAAAUACUCUAGUUGAUACUUGGUUUAUGCGGGGCUCGUUUGAAAGAGAGAUACUUAAAGUCAAUGCGCUUAUCGAUACCCUGAAUGAGAGCCAACUGUCAACAUUCAUGCUGUGGCCCAACGAAGUCAUGAAGUUGUCACUGACAUGUACUUCUUGA